Molecule: messenger RNA, 2876 nt
Organism: Paralichthys olivaceus (Japanese flounder)
Lineage: Eukaryota; Metazoa; Chordata; Actinopteri; Pleuronectiformes; Paralichthyidae
Product: carbohydrate-responsive element-binding protein
Biological process (GO): positive regulation of transcription by RNA polymerase II
Cellular component (GO): RNA polymerase II transcription regulator complex
Molecular function (GO): DNA-binding transcription factor activity; protein dimerization activity
Source: RefSeq, a predicted model, not a curated record
GGGAGGAGGAGGAGGAGGAGGGGGGGAGUCAUCUGAGGAGAAAGUUCACAGUCUGCAGGAGAAGUCCACAGUGAGGGAACUACGCAUGAUGGCGGGGAAAGGACAGAGCCAGCUCCACGACCCAUGGGAGUCGGACCCGGAGCCGGAGGUGGGCCCGGCUCGGGCGGCGCCGUCCACCCGCUCCUUCCCCUUAAUCCAGGUCAUCCACAGCGGACACUUCAUGGUGUCGUCGCCGCACACCGACCCCGAACCGCGCAGGAGGGAAAGUGGCGAGUCGCUGAGGUACGACUUCGACACGGUGAACAGGACGUGGUGUCAGACCUACCGCUACCGCUCCGGCAGCCUGAGCAUCGACCCCACUCUGACCCGCCUGUUUGAGUGCAUGUCCCUGGCCUACAGUGGUAAGAUCGUCUCACCGAAGUGGAAGUCUUUUAAAGGUCUGCGGCUGCUGUGGAGGGAUAAGAUUCGUCUGAACAAUGCCAUCUGGAGAGGGUGGUACAUUCAGUAUGGGGAGAGGAAGAAGAGCUCAGUGUGUGGCUUCGUCACCCCUCUAGAGGGCUCUGAGGGCGAUGCCCAUCGAAAGCCUCAAGCGAUCGUGUUGGAGGGCAGCUACUGGAAGAGAAGGAUUGAGGUGGUGAUCAGGGAGUAUCAUAAGUGGAGGAUUUACUAUAAGAAGAGGCUUCAGAAAAAGAAGGAUGAUAUUCUAUCAAUGCUGCAAGAGGGUCAGAUCGGCCAGGCCAAGCUGGACAAAUGGAACAAUCAGAUGUACCAGGAGCCUGAGGCAGCUCCGGUGGCGGCCCACAUGUUUGACCUGGACUGCCUUCUGUCUGACAUCUCUGACACCCUGUUCACCAUGACGCAAAAACCAUGCGCCUGGGACAGCGACCAGCACGACACCUACACCAGCAAUGCUGAUAUAAUGCAGCCAGGGGUGACUCCGCUGCAGCCCAACCUGGAUGAUUUCAUGGAUAUACCAGAUAUCUUUAUGAACUACAAGGACCAGCCCAUUGAGCAGACUGGUUUUGCUGACUGCAGUUUUUUCCAGAGCUCAUCCAGCACAGCAUUUGCCAAUCUGUCUUCUGAGAGUUUAUCUCAGCUGUCCUCAUCCAAUACUCAGCCGGACCAGACAAGGCCAGGCCAGGGCUGCAGUGAAUACCACUCGUCCAGCAUCGGAUCAGAAGCCAUGUCAUAUGGACACCAGAUGUACCCCAAUUCACCUGUUUCUAUAGCGUUCACCACCAGCAUCGAGCAGCCGGCCACUAUGGCAACUAUGCCUUUUUUGCACUCACCAUCCCACAAGUUUGGCAACUACACGACGAACAGUGUGACCUCCACUGUCAUCACCCACACCGCCUCUACCAUGGGGGCCCAGGGCUCUGUGCAGCAGGGUCACGGCUUCCCACUCAUGGUGGAUACACACGCCCAGACUCCCUGCCACUCUCUCGGUUACCCUGCCGACAUGUCUGACCCGCUCCAGGCGACGCUGCCCUCUGUCGCCACAGCCCACUGCUUCUCAGUCCCGAAGCAGGUGGCCGUCCCUGGGGUCAGGGGGAAGCAGAAGAAAAAGACGGGGGGAGCGAGGAUAGUUGGUCCCUCUAUCGCUCCAUCUGGCUCCCAGUUUAUUGCCCCCGCACCCACUAGCUGCCUCGCUCAACUGCUCUCCGGUGGCCGGGAACGGAAACCAUCGCUGGGAUUGGACUCAACUCUAGUGACAGCCAAAGGUCAGAGGUCAUCAUUGCCCAGCUCCACGCAGUCAAGCCGCAGCGCACAUGUUGGAGGAGCAGCUUCGCAGCUGCAGCAGGUAGCCGGCUGGCCUGUGGGGAUGUCCGUGUUGACGCCUCUGCACGGCCAGAGUGCCGCCCUGGGUCACAGCAGACCUCACGCCAGCACCUCCGGGUGCCUGGGGGUGUCUACCCUGCUAGCCCACGGCUCUGCACAUACCGGCACAAUCCUCCUCAUUCCCAAGACUGAGAAACUGUCUCCUGUCCAGCUCUACGGCACCGACAAGAGCAGCUUAUCUGUUAAUUUUGCAGAACAUCCAGGGAGAACAUCAACACCAAACCCUUUAGACAAAGUCUCCAACCCAGAGUCCCCACAGUCAAGCUUCUCAGUCCAUGGAAAGAUAGAGUCAAGUAAGCAAACCGAGACCAGGAGGAUAACUCACAUCUCAGCAGAGCAGAAGAGGCGUUUCAACAUCAAACUGGGCUUUGACACUUUACAUAACCUUGUGACAACACUCAGCUCUCAGCCAAGCAUAAAGAUCAGUAAAGCCACCACACUGCAGAAGACGGGCGAGUACAUCGGUAAGAUGCAGCAGGAGAGAGCUCAGCUGCACGAGGAGGCUCAGAGACUCCGAGAGGAAAUCCAGCUCCUCAACUCUGCCAUCAAUGCAUGUCAGCAGCAGCUACCAGCCACCGGCGUGCCCAUCACACGGCAGCGCUUCGACCACAUGCGGCAGAAGUUCAGAGAGUACGUCCGGGUGCAGACUCUGCAAAACUGGAAGUUCUGGAUCUUCAGUGUCAUCAUAGAGCCGCUGUUCGAGUCCUAUAAUGCAAUGGUGUCCACUGCCAGCGCCGAGGACCUCUAUAGAUCCACCCUGUCCUGGCUGGACCAGCACUGCACCCUGCCUUCCCUAAGACCCAUGGUUCUGAGAUCACUCCGCCAACUGAGCACCACCACGGCCAUCCUGACAGACCCCAGCCUCCUCCCAGAGCAGGCCACCCUCGCCGUCACCCAGGGCGACCCCUCUGCUGCCCCGGACAACUCCUUACAGGCAACCACCUGGGACAAUGUACACCCCAUGUGACCCUGAAGAACACACCCAGUGGAACACAGUGUAAAGGAGACAGAGAGCCAGAGCGGAGCCUGGAAUGAUU